Molecule: messenger RNA, 1285 nt
Organism: Cavia porcellus (domestic guinea pig)
Lineage: Eukaryota; Metazoa; Chordata; Mammalia; Rodentia; Caviidae
Gene: Emc2
Product: ER membrane protein complex subunit 2
Exons: 11
Coding region: 90-983 (297 amino acids)
Biological process (GO): protein folding in endoplasmic reticulum
Cellular component (GO): EMC complex
Molecular function (GO): protein binding
Source: RefSeq, a predicted model, not a curated record
GAAGCGAUUUCGUCACAGGCCCUGCCCACUUCACGCCACGUGAUCACGCCGCCCCACCUCGCAGCGCGCCGCAUUCAGGUUCCGGGAACAUGGCGAAGGUCUCAGAGCUCUACGAUGUCACUUGGGAAGAAAUGAGAGAUAAAAUGAGAAAAUGGAGAGAAGAAAACUCAAGAAAUAGUGAACAAAUUGUGGAAGUUGGAGAAGAAUUAAUUAAUGAGUAUGCUUCCAAGCUUGGAGAUGAUAUUUGGAUCAUAUACGAGCAGGUGAUGAUUGCAGCUCUGGACUAUGGUCGGGAUGACUUGGCAUUGUUUUGUCUUCAGGAGUUAAGAAGACAGUUCCCUGGCAGCCACAGAGUCAAGCGAUUAACAGGCAUGAGAUUUGAAGCUAUGGAAAGAUAUGAUGAUGCUAUACAGCUGUACGAUCGAAUUUUGCAAGAAGAUCCAACUAACACUGCUGCAAGAAAGCGUAAGAUUGCCAUUCGUAAAGCCCAGGGGAAGAAUGUGGAGGCCAUUCGGGAGCUGAACGAGUAUCUGGAGCAGUUUGUUGGUGACCAAGAAGCCUGGCAUGAACUUGCAGAACUUUAUAUCAAUGAGCACGACUAUGCAAAAGCAGCCUUCUGUCUGGAGGAGCUCAUGAUGACCAAUCCCCACAACCACCUGUACUGCCAGCAGUAUGCAGAGGUUAAAUAUACCCAAGGCGGACUUGAAAACCUCGAACUUUCAAGAAAAUAUUUUGCACAGGCAUUGAAACUGAACAACAGAAACAUGAGAGCUUUGUUUGGGCUUUACAUGUCUGCAAGUCAUAUUGCAUCUAACCCAAAAGCAAGUGCAAAAAUGAAGAAGGACAACAUGAAGUAUGCAAGUUGGGCAGCUAAUCAGAUCAACAGAGCUUACCAGUUUGCAGGUCGCAGUAAGAAGGAAACCAGAUACUCUCUUAAGGCGGUCGAAGACAUGUUGGAAACUUUGCAGAUCACCCAGUCUUAAGGCUUCACCAGCUUUGGCAUUGAUGUCACAGGGGCGCAGUUGAACUUUUUGGCCUGUGACUUACUUACUAGAUGCCCAGUGCUGUUUACACUCUAAUUUCUGUGAAGAUGACAAUUGUAAAGAAUGUGUUUAUGUAGCCCUAAAAUGCCUUUUACUGCUCAGCAAGAAGAUGGCAAUCUGAGGAGGACAAUGUGAGGCUUACGGUUGUACACCAGUCGCUUCAUGUCACAGAAUGUCGUAACUGCUCUUCACUCAGCCCUGCGUAGGAAUGGCCUUGUUAAAUAAACCACUGACUUACUGAA